AUGAAUCUGCAAGCAAGCCAGCCGUCUGCAGAUGAGCAGUUGUUGAGUCGGCUGGAGUUGCUCCAGACGGAAGUCGACAAGCUGACAGCCACAGUGGAGAACCUGUCCAAGCAGCAUGAUCACUUGCUUGUGGAGCGGGACAGCCAGGCUCGUCAGCUUGCCCUGCUCACUGAAAAACUCAAGGAAAAGGAUAAAGAUACACAGAAUGCCCACUUCACAUGCCGAGCUACAGAAUCACAGAUUGACAUGCGGCAAGACAACCGAAACAGCAAGGAGAGUGAUGUCGUGAGGCUCACAUGCCGAGUGAGAGAGUUGGAAGCAGAAGCUGCAUCAGCAGCCGAGUCCCAUUCCCACCUCCUGCAUGAGAACCAAAGGCUUCAUAAGAACUUUACACUUGUGGCCAAAGAGCACAAGAACAUGGCAUCUGACUUGGAGAAUACUGUACAACAGAAGAAAGACUUUGAACUUCAAAUCCAGGAGUAUGUUAUUAAAGUGGCCAAAAUAGAAGAGCUCCUGCGUACAAGGGAUCGAGAGAGGGAAGAUAUUUUGGACCAGUACCGGUCCCUUAUCUCGGCCGACGCUGAUCUGCUGACUCAGGCCGAGCAGAGUCAGAAAGAACAAGACAGCAGUGAUGCUACACUCAAUAGCCUGCGUCAGCAGCUUGCACGAUUCAUGAGUGUGACGACAGAGCAGGAGCAGAAGCUGGCUUCACUGGGAGCAACUAUGGCAGCCUUGCAAGAGUCCCUGCAGAACAGCGCUGCCGAGGGAAGUCGGCUGAAGGAGGAACUUCAGAAGAGCUCAGACAUGCGCGCAAGGCUCGUCGAGCAUGUGGAAUCGCUUCAGGACCAGCUCUCCAAAGAACAAACUGUUAACAAUCAGAUUUCUGGGCACUUGAGGCGCCUAGAGGACGACCUUUCUCUGGCACGUACCGAAACAGCUACGGCUCGCUCCGACGCAACCAGUCUGGAGCGCUUGCUUGCCACAUCUCGGGAGCAGCGCUGCCAGACAGACAUUGCCCUUGAAAGGCUCUCUACCGAGAUGGAAAACAUGAAGCAGGAGGUGCAAGCAGGAGCCACGAGCAGGGCAGCCCAAAUUGAAGAGAACAGUUUUCUCAGAAGCAAGCUGUCAAAGUUUGAGCAUGCAGUGGAGCAACUAAAGCAACAAGUCAUCAGGGAGCAAUAUGCAAGGAUGAUUGAAGUCUACGCAGGAGAAUAUGGACACGUUCGCUCUUGCAAGAUAAAGCGACAAGACGGCCUCGUGACAAGGGCCAUCCAAAGACUGUUUCCGCUUGAACAACAGGCAUGA
Dermacentor silvarum is the source of this 1305-nucleotide messenger RNA. Its product is annotated as centromere-associated protein E-like. The transcript has a single exon. The record is from RefSeq and is a predicted model, not a curated record. NCBI's taxonomy places the organism in Eukaryota, Metazoa, Arthropoda, Arachnida, Ixodida, Ixodidae. The coding region runs from base 1 to 1305 and encodes 434 amino acids.